Lymnaea stagnalis (great pond snail) is the source of this 7721-nucleotide messenger RNA. NCBI's taxonomy places the organism in Eukaryota, Metazoa, Mollusca, Gastropoda, Lymnaeidae. The record is from the annotation of a GenBank genome assembly.
GAUGGCGUCCGGAGGAAAUCGAGACUAUAAAUCGGUUUCAGUGUUUACUCCACUUGCACCUAGUCACACACAAUCAGAGAAUGUAAGAAGUGGCAAUAAUUGUGUGCACCUCUGAAAUUGAAUAGGCAGUGAUUUUGGAUACUAUUUAUGUUGGAGCAGGUGGAGAUGUUAUAUGAAAAAAGAAAUAAAAUAACUUUGCCUACGCCUACGCAUACUCAUACACUACUACCGAACUGACCUACUCAUACUCACUGACCAAGUUUCUGACUAAGUAGACAGCAAGCAGACUCAGUUCAGUGUUGAGUUCAGGUUCUGCACUGCUGACCACUGACUCAAUGAACUCAACAAUGACUGCGAAGCCAGUCUGCCAGUAGUAGUACGCUAGCCCUAGUUAGUUAUUUAUUAUUAUGCCUUUAUUAUGUAUGCCUUUAUUAUGUAUGCCUUAAACUUAAAGCGAUUGCCUUUAAAGUUUAUUAUUAUUAUUAGUAUUAUUAAUAUUAUGAUUAUGAUAAUAUGAGCACAAUAUUAAUAUGAGCACCUAGGCCUAGUUUGUGUCGAGUUAGAGGCCUAUGCCUAGUGUCCUUUGCCUUUAUUAUUUAUCCAUGUUAUUCCCAUACAAUUUUCAAUAACAACCAGAAUGUUUCUCCAUUAUCUUAAGUUUGAAAGUCAUUGCUGUGUCACAGUGAGUGUGAUCCUAGUCAUACUCAUAGUUAUCAUAGUAGUCAUAGUCAUAGCAUGAUUUCCCCCUACCCCCAAAUGCUCCAAUUUUUCUAUCCCUCUUUCUCUGAGUGAGCUUCUAUAGCCUAGGUGUUAAAAAUUUUAAGUUUAAAGGUGAAAUAAUCCAAUAAAUAUACUUUUUAUAAAUUUUAUGACUGUUUAAAAAAUAGUAAUUUAAAACAAAAACUAACACAAAUGCUUUUAGUUUUGACUUUGGAAUGAGUGUAGUGUUAGUAGUUUGUUUAGCAUUUUUUAGGCCUAGGUCUAGAUCUAUACUAUAAAUAUGUAUUGAAUUUAUUCUGUUUCUGAUUUAAUGAAAAUAAAGUCUUGUGUAAGAAAUGCUGUUAGUAGUAGUGUUAUUUAUGUUGUAAAUGACUCAGUCAAAAAUAUUACAAAUACAUAAUUAACUACUGAAAUUUUACUUAUUUUCUUCAGACAAUUUUAGAAUGCAGAGUGUGCAAUGAGGUUUUUAGAUUUCAAGGCGAUAAGGUACCAAGGUUGUUAAUCUGUGGCCAUACAUGCUGCCAUCAGUGUCUAACAAGGCUACAGCUACAUGGGAGGUCAGUUUUGUGUCCAUUUGACAGACAACCAACAGAGAUUGGUGACUCUGGUGUUUGGGGUCUCAAGAAAAAUUUUGCUUUGUUGGAGCUGCUAGAGAAACUACAGUAUCCACCGCUGAGUCCUUCUCGGUCAUUGCCAGAUCAAAUUCUUGCUAGGGAACAAAGUGUAAGUAAUCUGUCUAUCAAAGAUUCACUAUUUUAUUUAUUCAGUUGAUAUGAGUGAAACAUGAACAUAACAUGAUGACAAGUUGAAGAAGAAACAGAGUUUUAAAGUGAAAUUUUGAAAGUUGAAGUCUUCUAUUGUCUUAUCAAAGAUUUAACAAGUAAUCUAUGGCUCAGCACCCUUUAGCAAUGGUCUAAGAAGGUGGGUCUGGAGGUUGCUGUACCUUUAUUCUUUAUGUUGAAGGGUUGCAUUUUUUACCAAAUGCAGCAUCUUCUUUGUGGAAGGGAGGUGGCAAAAAGUUUGGUGUGUCCCUAGCGACAGCUAGUGUAAAAUAUAAAAAAAAAAAAAAUUGUACAAAACUAAAUACAAAAGUAGCUCUUACUGUUACUGCUUGGAAGUUAAGAAGGUUGUAAUUCAUCUUUUUAAUAUAUUAUAGAAUAGAUGGCCUCUUUGAUUUAUUCCAGCUUUCAAUUAGCUGUGAUGAAAAUGAACUUCAUACAGCCGUGCUCUUCUGCACCGUAUGCAGUACUCAUUUGUGUGUUGAAUGCUCAGAAAUUACUCACUCAACACGUACAUUAGCCCGUCACAAACGGGUGCCCAUCUCUGAGAAGCCAAGAGAAAAUCCUAAAUGUGUGUACCAUCCCAUGCAUCUGGUGGAGUUUGCUUGCCUAGAAGAUGAAUGCAAGUUGUCUCCCCUUAUGUGUUAUAUCUGCAAAGACUAUGGCCGACAUACCAAGCACAAGGUGGGUUGUUGAAGCUGUCAGUGUCCAAUGAAAUUUUAUCACAGAAAUAAAAGCAGCUUUGUGAAAUGUCAUUUUAAAACUGAUUUAAAACAAAAAAAAAUGGUGGUGAAAUUUUAAAUGCUCCUGCUACUUUCAUUUGUGUGUAAUUCAUCACCCUCUUAAGAGAGACUGACAUAGAGUUUAGAUGACAUAACAUUAAUGAAAAUAUUACAUUAUUUAUAUGCUUUAUAAAUUAAAAUCAUGCUGUUUCAUAUUUUAAAACUACAUUACAAUAAAGAAUAGAAGUGAGGCUUUGAAUUUAUAUGUAAAUUGAUCUCUGAAAAUCUUUGAUGAAGUAUUAGCGCUGGAAUAUAAGUAGUUUGACUCAAGUUUCCCUAACAAUAAAUGCUGUUAUUUCUUCACAUGCAGCAUGCUCUGUUAGAGUCAGAAGCGGAGAAUGUUCGCUCCUCUAUAAGAAGUGCUGUUCAGCACAUCAAGUCUUUUGCUGAGGAGGUAACAGACUCUGCCAGGAAACUAAGUGUGGUCAUCCAGCAAAUAGAAGGAGGUGUGCAGAUGGUACACAGUGAAGAGGACACGGCAACCCAGCAGGUUAACAAUGUGCUGGAAGAUAGGAUAUUGUCAAAUUCGUGUUGUGUUAAAACACACCUGUUGCAUUACAGGACAAUAGCUUGAAUUCAAAUGCUAGGUAUUAGUGGAUAGAUCAGAAAAAUAAAACAACUAAGAAUGUUUAAACUCAUGAGUGUUCAUUGACGACUCAAAACAUGGGGUACACUAGUUAAUAAGCAACAUAGUUUGGUUAUAACACAGAAAAAAAAGCCACAGCUGGAGCUAUUUCUUACUCUAAAUUUUAAAAAAGCCAACAAAAUUUUUUAAAUAACUUCAUUGUACACGAUAAAAUUAAUAUGCAAUAGCAGUUGACACAUAACCAUCAAUUAUGAUGGUUUUCCCCAUCAUUCUGGUCUGAACUCACCCUCUACUUCCAUCUCUUAUUUAAAACUAAGUGAAGUCAAGUGAAAAUGGCAAUAAUAAAAUAAUGGCUAAAAAGUUUAUUUAAAUUUUAUUAAUUAAUCACUACACAUUAUUUUUUAAAAUGAAUUGUAAAUGAUAAAUGCAUGUCUCUCAGUUUUAUUUGUCUGAGAUUACUUGAGCUUGUUUAGCAUUCCUCUCAGACUCUCUUAAAAUUUCUAGACAAAUUUGAUCAUUGACUCAAUCACCUAUUUUGUCUCAUACAAAACAAAGGAAAUUAAAACAAUGGAUUUAAUCUUCAAACCUGUUCUUAGUUUGCGGAAAAAUAAAGUUCUAAUGCAGAUGAUCUGCUGUUGAACAGUUCAAAUAUUUAAUAGUUUUAAAAGCAAAUUAUGUUUUAUAUUAUUUAAUUUCAUUUUUUAUUAACAUUGAAAUAUAGGUCAUUGGAACGGCUGAACAGGCGCGGCUGAAAAUAAAAACAUAUUUCAACGAGCUUAGGGAAAACUUAAACAGACAAGAAAUGGCUGCCCUAGGGGCAGUGGACACGCAUAUCCGGGAGAAGCUGUGCUCCCUGCGGCAGCAGCAGGAGGAUAUGGCCAUCUUGAUGUCACAGAUAUCCUCUGUGUGCCACCAGUGUGAGACUACCCUACAACAGGUACAAACAAAAGUAAUCAUUGAAAACAUUUUCUUGCAUGAUCUGUUGUUAGCAGUGUCAAAAUAUAUUCUUCUGUGUUAUGCAACAAUAGAUUAGGCUUUUUGUAGACUUGGAUUGAUAGUUUUAGAAUUGUUACUUGUGAAUAAUUGCUGUUUUAAUUCAUUUGAUAACAAUUGAUGAUCUAGUUCAGUUUCUGUUACUGCAAGCUGUCCACAUAUUCUCUGACUACAGGAUGACACACGCAUAUUGCUGGCCAAACCAGAAGUGAGUCAUCUGCUGGACACAUUACAGAAACAACAGCAGCAAUUCAUGGACCUCCCUGACCAGUUAGCCCUUGAGCCCACCAUACCAAUUACUUUCACCAAGGUAAGCACAUUUAGGCCUAUUAGUUUCAUUAUGUAUGUGGAAAAAGUUAAAGCACUAAGCGUUAUCUGAAAUAAAAUUAUGCCCAGCAUGACAUGGUCUCCAAAAAGUCAAUAGAGCAUUGGAGAUUUGUUUUCAAAAUUAAGGUUACUGAAAAUUUGUGUUAAAGCUGAUUUUAUGUAGUUAUUGAGGUGAGAUGUUUAAAUUCACAGAAUUUUUAAACCUAUCAUUUCAAUAGUAAUUCCCUAAAGAAGAAAGUUAAAAUGUUUGCAUUUAAAUAAAUACCAAUUGUUAUUUGUUUUCAAUGGAAUAUUCCUUUCAUCUGUUGAAGAAAUAAUACAAUAAUGGCUGAUAAUAGCUGACAUGAUAAGCUAUGUCAAAUUAUUGCUGUCACAGUAUUUUAGUUUUUACAUUUUUGUUUUCUCCACAGGACAACCGAGUUCACAUAGGACCUAAAAUAGAGAUGCGUGUUGUGACACUAGGACUUGAUGGAGCUGGGAAGACCAGUAUACUCUUUAAAUUAAAGCAGAAUGAAUUUAUUCCAACUAUCCCAACCAUUGGUUUGUAGUGCUGCAUUUUUCAAACAAAGCCAAAAACAUCAAAUUGCUAAUGGUUUAUUCUGUUUACUUAAAACAGAUUUUAAAAAAAAAAUCCAUUUUAUCUUAAAAUGAUAUUCAUUAUAUUGUUUUUUUUUACAACUUUUGAAUAUGUUUUUAAAAACAAAAUUCAUUUAAUUUUUCAUUAUUCAUAUUCAUUAUAUCGUUUUAACUACUUAAAUUUUUUCAUAUUCAAAUAAGUUAUUUUAAAUGUAAUAAUUGAUAAGAUUUAUAUACCAAACUCUAGGCUUCAAUGUAGAAACUGUUGAGUAUAAAAACUUCAAAUUUACCAUCUGGGACGUUGGUGGACAACAUAAAAUCAGGCCACUCUGGAAACAUUAUUAUUUUAAUACUCAAGGUAUGUUGAUAUGUGUGAUAGCACAGCUAUUUUUAUAUAUUUUAGGCAGGGAAAUAUUCAGUGGGGCACUCAAGACAUGUACUUUUGUGUGGUAGCACACCUAUUUGGAUUUGCUUUAGGCAGGGAAAUGUUCAUUGGGGCACUCAAGGCAUGUACUAUUGUGUGGUAGCACACCUAUUUGGAUUUGCUUCAGGCCGGGAAAUGUUCAUUGGGGUGCACAUGUCGGGCGAUUGUUUUUCAUGUUAAAGAAGAGAAAUUUUUUGUAAUUAAUAAUAAAGAUAAUAUUGUAUUGGUUUGUCACCUUGUCAUAAUUUGUCAUCAUUAUUUUUCUGUUGUAGCUGUUAUAUUUGUGGUGGACAGUAGCAACAGAGAAAGAUUGGAAGAGGCUCAGGGAGAACUAGUCAAACUUGUUCAAGAGAAAGAACUGAAGGAAGCUUCACUGCUCAUUUUUGCCAAUAAACAGGUAACUAUUUAAAUAAACUGCACAAUAAUUUGGGUUUUGAGAUAUUGACAUUAAUAGAUAUUUCUCCAAACAUCCCCCAAACCUAAUUUUCCUCACCCUCGAAAUGUAAAAAAAACAUAAAAUUUAAUUUCCAAAUUGUUACAACACCUUUAAAAAAAAUUAAAAAUAUCUGAUUUUUGAGAUUUCCGAGAUUUAUUUGUAAUUAAAAUACUAUUUGAUAUGAUUUCCCAAAAAAUUAAAUAAAUAAUACCAGUCUUUUUUCAGAAUCCUAAUUAGAUGUAGGAAUUUAUUUUGACCUUGAACUCAAAUUUGCAGCUGUUUAGUGCAGCAACAGGGAAUUUUUUUAUUGUGGAUUAUUGAACUCAUAGUUACAUGGUGACAUUAGCUAGCUCUCAUUAUAUAUAUAUAUAUAUAUAUAUUUAGUUGACCUAUACAGCAAUGCUUUAAAAAGAUUAAAUACAACAUCUUGAUAAUGAAAGCCAGCUGCUUACAAAGUUAAAGUUUUAUCUUGGGAUCCAGGUGCUAAAUAACAAUGACCUUUAACCAGAGCCCAUUUAAAAGCCACCUAUGCCUUGCACCAAGUUUUGAUGUGAUGUGCAAAGUUGUGCACGCACAUUUUGUGUCAGUCUUGUCGCACCACUGAUUGGCAUGCUCUGUUAUUUACUAAAAAAUAUUUUUCUUUGAUGUGUAGAUUUGUGUCAUUCACUAUUUAUUUGUGUUGUUCCAGGAUGUUGAGGAGUGUGUCACCAUAGAAGAAUUAACUGAGCAGUUUGGACUGCUCAAACUGUGCUGCAACAGGAGCUGGCAUCUCCAAGCCUGUGAUGGUAAAAGUGGUCAAGGGUUGGCUGAUGGCCUGGAGUGGCUGUCAAGGCAGAUGGUUGCGGCUGGGGCCCCUGAGCUUGCUUAAGUAAAAAAAAAAAAUUGGCACUGUUAGUGUCUAGUCUAUUCUCAUCUACAGUCAGCUAGACAAGUUGGAGUAGCCUAAAAAAAUGGUCAUUGUCCAACUCAUCAAACACAUGUUUCAAUGUAUGCUUUAUAACUGAAUGUUCACAUUGUUGUUAACAGUUACUGACAAUCAAAUACUUCAAUUAAUCUUUUUAGUGUACUGUUGAAAAAUACCAUUUGUAUGAUAGAUAUCUAAACAUAAAAUACCAUUUGUGUGAUAACUAUCUGGAUAUUUAAAUGUUCCCAUUUUGCUUACAUUUACUUUUUGGGUGGCAUCCUGUUUAUUAAAGGAAUAAUUUUUUGCUUAAUUUUUUAUUAAAGGUAAAAAUAUUUUAACUUAUGCUCCACUGUAUAGUUUUUGGUACCCAACUUGUCACUUUGUGUAUAGCUUGUAUAAAUCUGUAAUAAACUUACACUGAAUGAUAUUAUAAAAGUUACCUAAUGGGAUAGGGUCUGCCCUGGUUGCAAAUAUUUCUUUGAUGUUCUAUUGCAGUUGUUCUAUUAUCUGUGCUGCUCAAAAUUAUUGUAUAUAAUAAUUAAUAAUAAUGUUGUUAAUUCUGUGUUGAUUCUCAAGUUUUUAUGCUGGGGAACUUUUUAGCAUUGAUUAUGGAAAUUAAAUGAAAAUAUUUUGUCUGAAAAGUGUUUAUGUGUCUGUAGAGUUGAAAUAGGAGUUUGUUAAUUGAAGCCAUAGUAAAGGAUAGUGAUUACCCGUUCUGAAACUUACCCCGAUGUGCAGUUCAAGAGCUGUACAUAAAUCGCUGUUGAUGACGCACUAGAGGGAAACAUUAGUUUGAGGGAUGUGAAAUACCUUGAGAAUUAAAUCAUAGCUCAUUUUUUGGCUUUAUUUUUAGGCCUUUUCAUGUUGUCAAUAUAUGUUUAUUGUUCAAAUUGUGGAUACUUAUUUAUAAAUGAUAUUCCAGGUAAUAACUUUCAUAGUUGACCCAUUUGACUCCUGAGUACUCUACUGUGCGAGGUGUACUGAAACAGGAAAUGUAUUGUCACAAGUUGAUGGUAUAUGCUUCCAGCCAUUCAUAUUUAUUGAUGUUGGCUGGGGUUACAUUUUCACUUAGUUACUUUCAGAAUUUUAAAAUUCUGACAUGAAAUAUUUAUGACAUAUUUAUGUCUUUAAUUCUAAAUGUUUUUUUUCACAAAGAUUGCUCGAAGGCUGUGCUAGAUUAAAAAAAAAAUGGAU